Messenger RNA from Tachyglossus aculeatus (Australian echidna), 963 nucleotides. Its product is annotated as olfactory receptor 9I1-like. The transcript has a single exon. The record is from RefSeq and is a predicted model, not a curated record. Bases 1 to 963 code for a protein of 320 amino acids. Gene Ontology annotation, molecular function: odorant binding; olfactory receptor activity; G protein-coupled receptor activity. NCBI's taxonomy places the organism in Eukaryota, Metazoa, Chordata, Mammalia, Monotremata, Tachyglossidae. Gene Ontology annotation, biological process: G protein-coupled receptor signaling pathway; sensory perception of smell. Gene Ontology annotation, cellular component: membrane.
AUGGCCGAGAACGGGACCGAAGGGACUGAGUUUCUCCUAACGGGUUUACCUGGGCAGCCGGAACUGCAGAGGGUCCUCUUCUGGGUAUUCCUGGUCUUUUACCUCCUCACCCUGGGGGGAAACCUGGGCAUAGUCGGGCUCAUCCUGGCGGACACCCAACUCCAAUCACCCAUGUACUUCCUCCUCGGCCACCUCUCCCUCGUGGACGCCUGCUACUCUUCAGUCGUUGUCCCUCAGAUGCUGGUGGCCCUGAGGUCGGGGGGAGUGUUUGUCACAUCUGAGCAAUGUGCGGCCCAGUUCUUCUUCUUCACACUGUGCAUCAGCGCCGAGUGCUUCCUCCUCGUGAUCAUGGCCUAUGACCGCUAUGUGGCCGUGUGCCACCCUCUACACUACGUCACCAUUGUGACCCCCCGGGCCCGCUGGGGACUGGUGUCCGGGGCUUACAUGGGGGCACUGGUCAAGGCCGCAAUCCGCACGGGCUACACCUUCUCUCUCUCCUUCUGUAAGUCUCACCGUGUGGACUUCUUCUUCUGUGACCUCCCGCCCUUGCUGAAGCUGUCAUGCACUGAGACCAAAGCCCUGGAAAUGGUCAUGUACGUCAUAUGUCUCUCUAUCAUCACGAUCAGUGUGACAGUGAUCCUGGUCUCCUAUCUGUUCAUCAUCAAGGCCAUCCUGUGCAUCCGUUCAGCCGACGGGAGGGCCAAGACCUUCUCUACCUGUGGCUCUCAUGUGACCGUGGUGGCUCUGUUCUUUGGGACCCUCGCCUCCAUGUACGUGAAAGGUGAUAUGGGCCAGACCCCGGAGAUGGGCAAGGUGGUAUCUGUGUUCUAUACCGUGGUCAUCCCCAUGCUCAACCCCAUGAUCUACAGCUUGAGGAACAAAGACGUCAAGGAGGCCCUGAGGAGAGUUCUCCAGAGGACCAAGAUCGUGCAAGGGCCAUUAAAAGUCAAGUCCAUCGAUUGA